Adineta ricciae is the source of this 1050-nucleotide messenger RNA. Lineage: Eukaryota; Metazoa; Rotifera; Eurotatoria; Adinetida; Adinetidae. The record is from the annotation of a GenBank genome assembly.
AUGAAAAAAAUCAUUUCACUUCUCAUUCUGCUUCUGUUUUAUUUCCAAUUGAUUCACUCGCAAACUACUAUACCAUUCCGAUUUCGUAUUAUAACAUGGAAUGUCGGAAAUAGUGAACCGAAUUGUGAAACUUUCCGUCAGUUGGCUUUUUCAUUCAGUGUAGAUGGUAUCAAAGCUGAUCUUAUCGUCUUCGGCUUUCAAGAAUCAUCUAAGAAAGUGUUUGGUUCGUACUCACUCCAUAACACUAUUAUACAAUGUCUUCAAAAUCAUCAGUAUACAAUGAUAUUGUCGGACUACGUUGGAUCAAGUGUCAUAAAGCCAAUAUGGCUUUAUCUGUUUGCUACGAAUGUCAUCUUACAAUCAGAACGUCUUCAUCUUUUGACUAUCAACGGUGAAACUACAUUAAAAGUCUAUCAGGAUAACAUUCUAGAGAAUAUUCUUGGUUACAAAGGUAUCAUUGCUUCUCGAAUUCAAAUAGAUAACGUGACAAACUUAAUUUUUGUCAAUAUGCAUUUACCUGCUGGCGAAGGCAAACUAACAGAACGUUGUCGAUUGUUAAACAAAUUUUUUCAGACUUACCAAACGAAUUCAAAUGAUCAAAGUUACAUGUUUAUUCUUGGCGAUCAGAAUUGGCGUACUAUGGAUUCAAUGAGUAUAGCCGAUAUUCUUCAAGCAAUUCAACAAAAUGAUUAUCAGAAUAUUUUAAACAAAGAUGAAUUGACACGAAUGCGUCAAACUGAUCAUAGUAAUGAUCUAGCACAAUGCUUGAGAACGUUCUACGAAGCUCCGAUUACAUUUCCGCCGACAUACAAAUAUGUAGUCAAUACAGAUAUUUAUCUAACGACGAAAGAUCGCAAGGACCGUCGUCCGAGUUACACAGACCGUAUUCUUGUAUCGAAUAUGUCCACAGAUCUUCAAAUACUUCGAUAUUCAUCAAUGAACGAUAUCAAAAUGAGCGAUCAUCGACCAGUAUUUGCAGAUUUUCUUCUCCAACGACAAACAAAUGGAAAUAAGCCAAUUCAGCAGACUAAGUCUUUCAAAUUUAACUGA